GUAUUCUACAACCUUAAAUUAGUGAAGGAACAGUCUCAGUAGUCAAUAGUCACUACUACUACCUACUACUACUCGUUUUCUCGAUAUAUCGUUGCCUUCAAAUUAUCGACGACAAGGAAGAUUCAACAACACCAAGCUGUUGUAAAGUUAAAGCACAACCCUUUCUUUACCCUCCCAAAAUUAAGCAAAAGAGGCCAUUCUAACAAUACACAAACUUUGGUUUCACACACUGAAAAAUCAACAAGAAGAGGAAGAAACUAUUAUUAUGGGCAUACUUUACGAUGAUGUAGUGAUUAUGAGGCCACCGGAGAAAGAAGGUGAUCCAACUGUGAUUACUGUUAAUUGCCCUGACAAAACUGGUCUUGGUUGUGACUUGUGUCGUAUCAUACUCUUCUUUCGUCUUAACAUUCUUAGAGGAGACGUUUCAACAGAUGGAAAGUGGUGCUACAUAGUUUUCUGGGUGGUUGGGAAGCAGAAGACGAGGUGGAGUUUGUUGAAGAAGAGGAUGGUUGAGGCAUGUCCUUCUUGUUCCUCAGCUUCAGGAAUCUCUUAUUAUCGCUCUGAUUUGCAGCCACCUAAGCCUCCUGAUGUUUUCCUUUUGAAAUUUUGCUGUCAUGAUCGAAAAGGACUAUUACACGAUGUUACAGCGGUUCUUUGUGAGCUAGAGCUUACUAUUACCAAAGUUAAGGUUUCCACUACACCUGAUGGCAAAGUCAUGGAUCUGUUUUUCAUCACAGAUACCAGGGAACUUCUACAUACAAAGAAGAGAAAGGACGAUACGAUUGAACAGUUAAAAGAAGUUUUGGAGGAUUUGAUCCUAACUAUCGAUAUUGAAUUGGUCGGUCCUGAAAUUACUGCUUGCUCACAGGCAUCUUCAUUCCUUCCAGCUGCAAUCACAGACGAUGAUUUUAAUUUGGAGUUGCCUGAUUCUGUUCGAAGCGGAACUCUCAGAGCUGAUUAUGUUUCUAUCACUAUGGACAACUUGCUUAGUCCGGCUCAUACCCUUGUCCAAAUUAUGUGCCAAGAUCACAAAGGUCUUCUUUAUGACAUCAUGAGAACUCUCAAGGACUACAACAAUAAGAUUUCUUUUGGGCGCUUCACUACAAAACCAAGAAGAAAAUGUGAGAUAGACUUGUUCAUCAUGCAAGCAGAUGGCAAAAAGAUAGUUGACCCUAACAAGCAGAAUUCUUUAUCAUCGCGCUUUAAAGCGGAACUACUUCGUCCACUCAGAGUAGCUGUUGUGAGCAGAGGCCCUGAUACUGAGCUUCUUGUAGCAAACCCUGUUGAGUUGUCUGGCAACGGCCGGCCUCUAGUUUUUUAUGAUAUUACUCUUGCUCUCAAAAUGCUCGACACUUGCAUCUUUUCGGCUGAAAUCGGGAGACACGUGAUUGGAGACCGCGAGUGGGAGGUUUAUAGAAUCUUGCUUGAUGAAGGGGAAGGGUCAUCUGUUCCAAGGAACAAGAUUGAGGAGGAAGUUUGGAAGAUGCUGAUGGGUUGGGAGUAAAUCAAUAAUCCAUGGUUGAUGUCAUGACAUUCCACCUUUUGGAUGAACCUCUCUGCCUAUGUACAGAUAUCAAUGAUGUAUCAUAUAAUUUAUUUUUAGAAGUAAUUGUGAAAUAUAUAGUGUAUGCAAAUGUAAUAUAUGUUUUUAUUCCUUUUGUAGUUCUAACUUGAUGUAUAUAAAUGAGAAGGUAGUAGCUAGUAGAUGAAAAUGAAGUGCAUAUUGUAAAGUGGUAAAUCUAUUUAUUCACUUCUUUUAUGUUGGGGUAA
Messenger RNA from Cicer arietinum (chickpea), 1770 nucleotides. Its product is annotated as ACT domain-containing protein ACR10-like. The record is from RefSeq and is a predicted model, not a curated record. Lineage: Eukaryota; Viridiplantae; Streptophyta; Magnoliopsida; Fabales; Fabaceae.